CAGAUAAAAAAUUUUCCCCAUGUGAACAGCAAGCAAGCACUACGGCCACUCAGUUCCACAUUCGGAGAGAAACAACUGUGAAAAAGGGCCCGAAUUUAGGAUUAAACGAAAAAACCAACUUUAUAUUUGCUCACAUUUGUUUUCUGAAAAAUUCGCGUGAUUUUGUAAUCAAAUUAAUAAAAAAAAAAAUACACACACAAAUUAAAUUCCAGUGUCAUAAAUUAAUAAAAUCUCCAGUGUUAUCAAUCCGCUUCAAUUUAAGUUUUUAGUUUAAAGUAGAACAAGAGGUAAUAAACAUUUGAAGAAAAUUCGCAACUCACUCCCUACUGAAAAGCGCGACGACAGAAACUGUGAAAAAAGAAGAGAUUCUCAUCUCCAGCUGGGACAGGAUUCAGCCACAUCGAUAGUGACUUACAAGCUUGACUUGGUCUUGAAUUAAACAUCUAGAAACUACCAACUAACCAACCAACCCAUUUGUUAGUCGGUCGGCGAGAGGAGAAAAGAAAAGAAAAAAGCACAAAAAUGAAUAUUGACGACUAUGAAACACUUCCAACUACGAGUGUUUCAACCAACAUGACUGCUGGUGCUAUCGCUGGCGUUCUGGAGCACUGUGUCAUGUAUCCGCUGGAUUCCGUGAAGACCAGAAUGCAAAGCUUAUCACCUGUGUCAGCCGGCUUCAAUAUCUCUGCGACUUUCCUCAAUAUGAUAAAAAAUGAAGGAAUUUUCAGACCUAUACGAGGAGUGACGGCCGUAGUUGCUGGUGCUGGACCUGCUCAUGCUUUGUAUUUUGGUUCAUAUGAAAUGUCAAAAGAACUUUUAUCAGAAUUUACAACACACAAUAAUCUUAACUACAUGACGUCUGCUGUUAUUGCAACACUCAUACACGACGCAGUAUCAAAUCCUACAGAAGUUAUCAAACAACGCUUACAAAUGUACAACUCGCCAUAUAAAUCUGUUAUUGGAUGUAUGAAAGGUGUCUACAAGAAUGAAGGCCCCAAAGCCUUUUAUCGGUCAUAUGCAACUCAACUGAUAAUGAAUAUCCCACAUCAAACAAUACACUUUAUGACGUAUGAAUUUUUCCAAAAUAUGUUGAAUCAAGAAAGAAAGUACAAUCCACCGGUACAUGUUGUAGCUGGUGGCGCAGCAGGAGCAUGUGCUGCCGCAAUAACAACCCCACUUGAUGUUGUGAAAACAUUGCUGAAUACUCAAGAAACUGGUUUUACGCGUGGCAUGGUCGAAGCUGUUAAACAGAUUUACUCUGUCGCUGGUGCUGGAGGUUUCUUUAGGGGAAUGUCAGCCAGAGUGCUAUAUUCAAUGCCUGCCACAGCAAUUUGCUGGUCGACAUACGAAUUUUUCAAAUACUAUCUUGGCGGUCUUGGCCGAGAUCAAUACAAGUCAUCAAUUAGCGGAAAAAAUCUUCUUCAACCAAAAGAUACGUCUUCGCUGAUACCAACAGUUAUUGUUAGCGAUUUGUCAUUGAAUGCGAACAGCAAAACUAGUGAUAGCAGUGAAGUUAUGUACGUCCUGCCACCAACGGGCGUAGCCGAAAGAACUUCAACAGAGAGCAACGAUGACACACCAGCAUUAAAUCGAGAAUCAUCACAACACGCUCAGUUGCCAUCGGCAGGUCCGAUCAAAACAGUGUGUGAACUAUCGAGCAGUGUUACAAGUCCGGCGUUGAACAUGAAUACGCGGCAUACAGAAGUAAAAAGUCCCUUUGAUCGAGGCUUCUAGAGCCUUUAAGACAAAACACAAAUAGAUGAGACUACAAAAAUGGAAUCCAAUCGAAAGGAAUGCGUAAAGUUUGUUAUAUCUCCCUCAUUAAACAUACUCAUAAACUCAAACACCCACGCAUCCAAACACUCCAUACCCUCCUCACACCCACCAUACACAACACACAACCCAUUAAAACUCUUCUUUGUCUCUCCAAUUCUUUUGUCUUCUGUUUGCUCUCGUAUUCCGACGAGUGAUCUCUACAGCAAAAACAAAAUAACAUAAAAACAAACAAAAGAGAAAAAGGAUGCAAGCCUUUUUUCAGCACUAAACACUUAAAGUGUGUUACUACACCAUAUUUAUACACGUUAUAAAAUUAGUAAUUGUUGUUGGUUGAUUGGAAAAUUAAGUGAUCAAUUCUUUCAUUUAUAUAUGUAAAUUGUUUUCACAAAACUGUCUUUAUUUUUUAAUUACAUUAUGUAAGAUUUAAAUAAAAUGUGUGUGAUAAUAUCAACCAGGAAAAAGGUUAUGUUUUUAAACGACGAUACAAAAGCAAACUAAUGAGUAGCUGUUCAUUUCAAAACUCGGAGAAAACUAGUUAAAAAAUAAUGUAUAUAUGUAUUUAGACACCGAUAUGCAGUUUUGCUCUUAAAUUUAAAUUUGUCUAUAAGCUUAGUUAUUUUUAAUUCGAAUUUAAUUAAAGCGUCAACUUAUACCUUUAAUGAACUCAUUACGUAUUAUUAAGGUGAUGUAAAUCCAACAAGAGGCAAUUAUUUGAACAUAACGGAUAUUAACAAACUACUUACUCUGUUCACUUAUAGUAAAACUUUAAAAUGGAGGAACCCAUUGAUAUCUAGGGAAAGAUUUGAUUGUUAUAUCAGUUAAGUGAAGAGGAAUCUUUUAAAGCUCUUUUCUAAGUUAUAAAAAGAAAUGAAUUGAUCUUUCUAGUUAUCUCCAUCCUGGUACCCAGAUUCAGUUGUUCAAAUAUUUGUUGCCCCAGAGUUGCGAACUGUUUGAAUUCAAGGCCAAGGAAUACAUUAUGUAAGUGAAUAGCUGUUACAAGUAGUCUUUAUCGUUUUCCUUGAAUUAACUAGCAACAAGUUCUUACUCAAUUUAAUGCUCCCACAAAGCGAUACCAUAAAAUAACUUGGUUUUAUAAGCAAGCCUAUUCCAUUGUUGUAUCGGCCCGGUCCUCAACUAAGUUACCACACAAAAAGAGUGCUAACGCUAAGUCUAGUCCAAUUGGUUCUGGUGGUAAUGAAUGUAAUAUUAGUUUAAGAUUAUUCAUACCAAUCGAAACAUUCUGUACGGAAUACUCUUUUAGCCAGACAUUUAAAUCCACUCAAUCAAAAACUAAUGUAGCCCAACAACAACAGCGUUAUAAACAAACUAAUAUAUAAAUAGUUCUUUAAAGAAAGAAAUCAUCAAACCUGUCUUUCACAAUAAUUUCCAACGAUCACAAAAUAAUAAUAAACCCCUCGUGGCCGGCGGCGGCGUGUUGUUUCAAAAUAGAUAAGAUGAGUUUUGUAUUAUCAAGGAUAUUAUAAUAAUUGUGUUGUUUAUUUUGUAAAUUUAAAUAAAAAAAAGAAACUCGAUUAAAUAUUUAGAAAAUAGGAUAAAACAUUUGAGAACGAACGAAUAAAAGAAAAUUAUUUUAAUAAUUUGUUUGUACAUACCAAAAUAAAUAUUGUUAUUAUUAACUAUAUUAUAAUUAUGUUAAUGUCUUACUAGUUAAAGCGAGUGCUUUAAUAUAGAAAACAAAUUGCUAUGUUCUUAAUUAUAAACAAAUGUCUAUGGACAAUACAAAAAUAAAAUAAAAGUAAAAUUGUUAAAGUGAUAUUCAUUUGUCAAUUGAAAUGUAUUUAAUGUAAAAUCAAAUCAAUCGUGGUUUGCUAAAAGCAUGCCAUUUGAAUUAAAAUUAAAGUUUAAAUAGCGUAUGUUUUUAAAACUAGUCGUUACACAAAGUUUUUAAAAUUAGAAUUUUUAGACACAAAAAUAAAAGAAGUUUCCUUAAAACCCUACAAAGAAUAUAUAUUUUUGUAUCUAUGUUGCUUGUUUUUCAUUUUUCUUUAACUUCCUCACUUCGUCUUCGAGACAUUAUCGCGCUCAUGCACAAACAAAAAAAAACCAAAAACACCUUCUCCACACCCCCUCCUCCCACAAAAAUACACAUUAUGCAUAAUUUUAUUAUUGUAGUUUUGUCUGCAAAACAAACUAACAAACAAAAAAAAGACGAUUCGAAAACAUCUCAUGCUGAUGUUUCCUGUAUUAUAUUUAAAUUUUUUUUAUUAUUAUUUUCUUUUUUGUUAAGCAUAGCUGUGUACAUGUUGUCUAUUAUAAACUUUAAAAGUAUAUAAUAUAAGGAUAAACUUUUCAGACUAUUAUUAUAAUUAUUAUAAUGAUUGACUCAUGAGAAAAGGUGAAAAUACGUUUGGUUUCUAUUCGAGUAUAAAUUAUUGAAAAAAAAAGUUAAAAGUUUUAUGAAGAUGAUGACGAUAACCGACAACACAAUAAUAAUAGUUUUUUUUUGUUUUUGAAUGUACAUAAUAAUAAUCACAUUAGAAUAUGGUAAUUUGAAGAAAAGAGGAACAUCUUCUAUCAAAAGAAAAUAAAUGAAGAAUAGUUCAUGAUCAAAGUCACGAUUUUCAUAUGAUUUCAAUAAUUAUAUAUUUGUUUGUAAAAUAUUGUAUAUUUCGAGAAUAACAAUAAAAUAUUGAUUUAAACAUAA
Molecule: messenger RNA, 4441 nt
Organism: Eupeodes corollae
Lineage: Eukaryota; Metazoa; Arthropoda; Insecta; Diptera; Syrphidae
Gene: mfrn
Product: mitoferrin
Exons: 6
Coding region: 523-1734 (403 amino acids)
Biological process (GO): iron import into the mitochondrion
Cellular component (GO): mitochondrial membrane
Molecular function (GO): ferrous iron transmembrane transporter activity
Source: RefSeq, a predicted model, not a curated record